Onychostoma macrolepis is the source of this 519-nucleotide messenger RNA. Its product is annotated as GTPase IMAP family member 9-like. The transcript has a single exon. Bases 1 to 519 code for a protein of 172 amino acids. The record is from RefSeq and is a predicted model, not a curated record. Gene Ontology annotation, molecular function: GTP binding. NCBI's taxonomy places the organism in Eukaryota, Metazoa, Chordata, Actinopteri, Cypriniformes, Cyprinidae.
AUGAGAUCAGUAACCAGUGAAUGUUCAGCUGCUCACGCCAGUGUUUCAAGAAGAUCUGUGUAUGCAGUCGAUACUCCUGGAUUCACUUACUUAAACGCUGAGGAGUCAAUGACAGAGAUAGGUAGAAGUGUUUAUUUAUCCAGUCCUGGACCUCAUGCUUUUCUCAUAGUGUUUGCUCUGAAUAUGAGAUGCACUGGGAUGUGGCAGCUGAUUCCUGACGAUAUUGAGAGUUUGUUUGGCGAGAAGGUGUUAAAAUACUCCAUUAUUCUCUUCACUCACGGAGAUCUGCUGGAAGAAGAUCCCAUCGAGGAGCUCAUUGAGGAGAACUAUGUUGUAAGAUGUGCAGUACAGCAGUGUGGAGGCAGAUUUCACGUCUACAACAACAGAGAUGAGAAUAACAGAGAGCAGGUGAAUGAUCUUCUGCAGAAGAUUGACUCAAUGAUUGAGCAGAACGGAGGAGGACACUACAGUAAUCUGAUGUUUCAAGAUGCUCAGAUAUUCGGAUAUACUAUAAUUUGA